UGAGGAGAUGAAGGUGCUCCCUGCAUCUGGCCUCGCUGUCCUCCUCGUCACGGCUCUGAAGUUUUCCUCUGCAGCCCCCUCCCUAUUUGCAGCCACCCCCAGGACCUCAAGGAACAACUACCAUCUCGCACAGGCCUACCUCGACAAGUAUUACACGAAGAAAGGAGGACACCCGCUUGGCGAGAUGGCUGCGAGAGGCAGCAACUCCAUGGUGAAGAAGAUUAAGGAGCUACAGCAGUUCUUUGGCCUCCGAGUCACGGGCAAGUUGGACCGGGCCACGAUGGAUGUGAUUAAGAGGCCUCGCUGCGGAGUUCCCGACGUGGCUAACUACCGCCUCUUCCCAGGUGAACCCAAAUGGAAAAAAAAUACUUUAACCUACAGGAUAUCCAAGUACACGCCGUCCAUGACGCCUGCAGAAGUGGACAGAGCCGUGCAGAUGGCCCUGCAGGCCUGGAGCAGUGCCGUCCCCCUGAGCUUUGUUAGAGUAAACGCAGGAGAAGCGGAUAUUAUGAUCUCUUUUGAAACUGGAGAUCACGGGGAUUCCUACCCAUUCGAUGGGCCUCGAGGGACUCUCGCCCAUGCAUUUGCACCUGGAGAAGGCCUGGGAGGAGAUACACAUUUCGACAAUGCUGAGAAGUGGACUAUGGGAACGAAUGGUUUCAAUUUAUUCACCGUGGCUGCUCAUGAGUUUGGCCACGCCCUGGGCCUGGCCCAUUCCACAGACCCAUCAGCACUGAUGUACCCAACUUACAAGUACCAGCGGCCCUACGGGUUCCACCUCCCCAAGGACGACGUGAAAGGCAUCCAGGCGCUGUACGGACCUCGGAAAACAUUCCCAGGGAAGCCCACGGUGCCCCACGCCUCCCCUCAUAAUCCGUCCAUCCCCGACCUCUGUGACUCCGGCUCGUCCUUUGAUGCCGUGACAAUGCUGGGAAAGGAGCUCUUGUUCUUCAGGGACCGGAUCUUCUGGCGUCGGCAGGUUCACUUGAUGUCAGGGAUCCGGCCCAGCACCAUCACCAGCUCCUUCCCCCAGCUCAUGUCCAAUGUGGAUGCAGCUUACGAAGUGGCUGACAGGGGCACAGCUUACUUCUUCAAAGGACCCCACUACUGGGUAACAAGAGGCUUCCAGAUGCAGGGUCCUCCCCGGACUAUUUAUGACUAUGGGUUCCCAAGGAACGUGCAGCGGAUAGAUGCUGCGGUCUACCUCAAGGAUGCACAGAAGACCCUUUUCUUUGUGGGAGAUGAAUACUACAGCUACGAUGAACGAAAAAGGAAAAUGGAAAAAGACUAUCCAAAGAUCACCGAAGAAGAAUUUUCAGGAGUUAAUGGCCAAAUAGAUGCUGCAGUAGAAUUAAAUGGCAACAUUUACUUCUUUUCAGGACCAAAAGCGUACAAGUAUGACACAGAGAAGGAAGAUGUGGUUAGUGUGCUGAGAGCUGGUUCCUGGGUCGGUUGCUGAAUGGAAAAGCCUCGUCUUUCCUAAGGAAUGAAGGUGACUGAGAACAGCUGGCAACUGGAUCUUAAGGACUAAAGCAGAAUGCAGGUUAGGGAUCCUUCCCGUGGUCUUUAAUUCUAAGGGUAAUUUAGAGUUCAUUGAAAACGAUGAUGCUUCUAGACUGUUUCAUAGUUAUGGAUUCAGAAUUUUAAUCCAAAUGAAAAACUCCUAUAUGGUCAACUUUACACAAAAUCAAAAUCAACACAAUACACUUUUCAGUGAGACACCCGUUGUGUUUUUUCUUACCUAAUAUACUGAAGCAAAUUGCUUAAGUCUGGUUUUUAUUUCCAGGAAGAAGCCUACUUGUGGAUUCUCUGACAUGUAUUAUAAUUCUUUUAAUAGGAUAUGUCAUUACCAUACAAAUUAUAAUUAUUCUUUGCAAGUCGUGGCCUUUUUGGUCGUAACAUUUGUUACGAUGAAUAUAAAUGUAUCCGUCUUUACUUUUACCGCAUCACAAACAACACGCUGUAGAUGUUUUGUGUCUUGUUACUUGUUUGUUUGUUCGACUCUACGUGUACUUGCUGGUCUUUGAAGUACGUUGAAGUGGGCAAACCUACUCAAAUGGAUUUUCAUCCUAGGUAAGAGAUGGGCACUUUGCAGCAGGAAAACUUUUAACAAAAGCCAAUAAAAAUGUUGUAUAAGAACAGUUCCUCAUUUCUCUUUAGUUAAUCUUUACUAGCUUCUGUCACGCUUUGGCAACAAACCCUGUGUCCCUCUGGAAAACGCAGACCUUGAGAUAGUAUUGUGAGUAUGCAGAGCCAGAAGAAAGAUCAGUAAUUCACUCUAUUUCCUGUUUCCUGUUAAUAAAAUACCGUCAGUGAAACUGUCUUUAACCCAUCCAACUGAGUCUCUGCUGAAUAGCUUUCCAUUUAGGGAAGUUUGCCUUUUCUUUUAGUUUUUCCUCCUUCAAGCUAAACCUUUUUUUUUUUCCCUACCUAGUCAUCAGUGCAGAUAAAAUACAGCUGUCUGUCAUUUUUUAUAUAUAUAUUUUUAAAUCUUACCUUCUAGAAUGUAAGGAUUCGAAACCAUUUGAGUAGGUCUAAAAUUAGAUGAUGAAAUACGUUUAGCACACUUCAUAGGCUGCCUGGAACGUCUAUAGUAUUCAGCUUUUGUUAGCCAUGAUUAUUACCAUCAUUUAUUAAAUUUGUUUCAUACACUCACAAAAAAAAAGAUUUAGUAUUAAGAAGGGAUGAGGCAGUUACUUAAGGUUACUCAAGCUUUCCAUUUGGUUUCUGAAAGUAGCUGUUCACAGCCAAUCAGAUGCUGAAGCUUUGACUGUUGAAGACAGAAUCUAGUACCCCUGCUACCCAAUAUCCACUGACUCUGCAGAGUAAGAAAAAUCACUUUUGCAAAGACAAAUACCCACACAAAACGUGCACACUAAUGUUC
Vicugna pacos (alpaca) is the source of this 2884-nucleotide messenger RNA. RefSeq names its product matrix metallopeptidase 20 (gene MMP20). Gene Ontology annotation, cellular component: extracellular matrix. Gene Ontology annotation, biological process: collagen catabolic process; extracellular matrix organization; amelogenesis. Gene Ontology annotation, molecular function: zinc ion binding; metalloendopeptidase activity. The record is from RefSeq and is a predicted model, not a curated record. NCBI's taxonomy places the organism in Eukaryota, Metazoa, Chordata, Mammalia, Artiodactyla, Camelidae.